GGGCCUUGUACCCUGAGGGGAGUCCGGGGGAGCGUCUGGAAAGAGGGGCGCAGCGAGCCCCCGGAGCGCCCCCCCGCCUCUCUGAGCUUGUCUUGUUUGGUGGGGGGAGCCGAGCCCUGGGGGCGUCGGAACCCGAGGCAGAGAGGAGUCAAGUCAGGGCUGAGUGGGUGGAGGCGAACGAGGGCUGAGAUAUGGUUACUUCUCACCAAGCAGGGCACCUGCCCCUGCCCAGAGCUGAUGCCAUUCGUUCGCGGCUCAUCGAUACUUUCUCUCUAAUCGAACAUUUGCAAGGCUUGAGUCAAGCUGUGCCUCGCCACACUCUUCGAGAAGUACUUGAUCCUGCCCGUCAAAAGAGUCUUAUGUUGGGAGAUCAACACCAGCUUGUACGCUUCUCUAUAAAGCCUCGGCGUAUAGGACGAAUUUCACAUGCCCAGAGAAUGUUGACCAGGUUUCAUGUGCGGUGUGGUCAGAGGCCGCCCUUUUCCUUGUGGGCCGGAUGGAUUCUUGAAAGUACUUUCUUCACAAAUUUCAUGAUUUUCAUUAUCUUUUUUAACACAAUUGUACUGAUGAUUGAAAUAGAAUUAUUGGAAUCUGCAAAUAUCAAACUGUGGCCAUUGAAGCUGACUUUGGAGGUGGCAUCUUGGUUUAUCUUGUUUAUUUUCAUCGUGGAGAUCUUUCUUACAUGGCUAUCCAGCUUUUCCCUCUUCUGGAAAAAUGGCUGGAAUGUCUUUGACUUUUUUGUUACCAUGUUGUCCUUGCUUCCUGAAAUUGUGGUGCUGGCGGGGGUCUCAGGCCAGUCUGUGUGGCUCCAGUUGUUGAGGAUCUUCCGGGUGUUGAGAUCUCUCAAACUCUUUUCACGAUUUUGUCAAAUCCGAGUUAUUAUUUUGGCUCUGGUCAGGGCCCUUAAGAGCAUGACCUUCCUCUUGAUGUUGAUGCUCAUCUUCUUCUACAUUUUUGCUGUGACUGGCAUCUAUUUCUUCGAAGAGUACAGCCGUUCGACUCGUGAGGACCUGGAGUACAACAUGUUCUUCUCGGACCUACCAAAUUCCUUAGUGACAGUGUUCAUUCUCUUCACCUUGGAUCACUGGUACGCAGUGCUUCAGGAUAUCUGGAAGGUUCCUGAAUCCAGCCGUCUCAUCAGCAGCAUUUAUGUCAUCCUUUGGCUGUUGCUUGGCUCCAUUAUAUUUCGAAAUAUCAUAGUGGCCAUGAUGGUUACUAACUUUCAGAAUAUCAGGAAUGAGCUGAAUGAGGAGAUGACUCACCUGGAGGUUCAGCAUAAAGCUGACGUAUUCAAGCGGCAAAUUAUACAGAGGAGACAAAGGGCACCCUCAAAAUCACACAGAUCAAGCAAAGCGGAUGGCAGAAAAAGUAGUCAACAAAAGACAUCAGAGGAUGAAUCAGAAUCUUCUUCAGAAGAGUCUAAACUCAGUCCUGCUGAAGAGGAUGUUGAAGACUCUGCAUCAAAAACAAAACGGAAAGAAAAAGUACACGCAUCUUCCUCUUCUAUCCAUUCUGCACAAUCCGACCAUCUACCCUCUUCAAAAUCCAAAUAUGCUGAUCGUAUUGGCGAGAAGAAAGAUGACUUGGACUGGGAGACUCUUGUACAUGAGAAUCUGCAUGGGCUAAUGGAUAUGGAUCAGGAUGAUCGUGUUGUUUGGCCGAGAGAUUCUCUCUUCCGAUAUUUUGAGUUGCUGGAAAUGCUUCAGUAUAACCUAGAGGAGCGCAAGAAGUUGCAAGGUUUUGCAGUGCAGGCACUAAUGAACUUUGAAGACAAGUAGAGCAUACAUGGAUGGCUUCCAAAUCUCUGAGCCCAGCAUAAGAUUAUGAAAGGAAUUGUUGGAAUUCACAACAUAAAAGGCUAAUAAAUAUGCUAACAAAUUCUACUGGUAAGUUAACUGUAUCACUGAGACAUAGAAGAUACCAUAAGUUAUAA
Messenger RNA from Dipodomys ordii (Ord's kangaroo rat), 1933 nucleotides. It is a transcript of the gene Catsper2, whose product is annotated as cation channel, sperm associated 2. Gene Ontology annotation, molecular function: calcium-activated cation channel activity. Bases 192 to 1778 code for a protein of 528 amino acids. Gene Ontology annotation, cellular component: CatSper complex; membrane. The transcript has 13 exons. Gene Ontology annotation, biological process: sperm capacitation; fertilization; monoatomic ion transport. The record is from RefSeq and is a predicted model, not a curated record. NCBI's taxonomy places the organism in Eukaryota, Metazoa, Chordata, Mammalia, Rodentia, Heteromyidae.